GAGCUCUAGCAAUCACUCUGCUGUCUGUGCUCAUAAGUACGUUCCUGUUUCUGCGAUGAAGAUUUACAUUAAAUGUACUGUUAUUCCGAGUGAUCCAAGUUCUUAAUAAGCCCAAACUUUUUAGCCUAGCCUAGCAAGCUCUCUAGGGCUUUCUCUAAACAAACGCUGCUUGAGUAAGCCAUGUUCAAUGUGAUAAUUACUCUGUUCUUUUCUACUUUCAAGUGGAUCAAGCAGAGGUUAAUGCUCAAUUUGAUGCAAAGAAGAAAGAAUUUCGUCACAAGAGAAGUAGUGGUCCUCGCAACGAAAGUCAACCCAAGAUCAAGCGAUCAAAGCCGCCCAAGAAAGCUUCAGUGUCUGAGGAGGAGAAAACACGCAGGCGGAUCUAUGAACUAAACAAGUUAGAGGCUGCGAAACGAUCCAAUGUUCAAGUGCUUCAAAGGAUAAGAGGGCAGGAUGAUGAUGGUCCGUACAACCCUGAAAAUGAUGACGAUGAGCAAUCUAAUUAUAAUUCUGAUACUGGUUCGGAUUCAGACGAGUGUCUAUCUAGUCUGGCCCAAAAGAAACAAGGGGAUAACCUAGUGAAAGAGCUCAGGGAUGUUUCUAACACUCCUAAACCGAGUGAACGAGAUGGCCCCUCCAAGGAAGAUCUUCUUGAUCAAGUAGCAAUUCUGAAAGUGAAACUUCGAGAUGCUAUGUCAGGUAGCAGCAAAAGAAGAAUACUGACUACUGACAGCUCGCCAGGUUCUAGCAAUAGCCUAAUGGAGGGUAGUAAACGAAAUAAUUUGGAAAAUGUUUUGGCUGGCAUUGACAAUUUUCAUGAUGAGACCGGCUUUGUAGCUGAUCCAUCAUCUAAAGAUGACCUAGACGAUGUUGAGUUAGAUCUUGAUGAUUGUUCUACGUACGGACUGGGUGAUCAACUGUAUGGUGAGAGCCGAGAUACUAAACUUCUUGCCAAGAAUAUAUAUUGCAAGGUAGAUGUGCCCGCAAAGGCACUGGCAUCUGCUACCAAUCUGAACAGCCUUGUCAGGCGACUUCUGCCAGGAGUUUUCAUCCCAUCAAAAGUGCUGGACUGCACUGUUACGGGUCAAAGCUGGAGAGCAGGUGGGGCCGAGGUUGCAGCAAUACAGAAGACUCCAUUGCACCCAGUUGCCCUUCAAGCAAUUCUUGAUUUUGCUUUUGCUGUUGCUAAGAAAAAACAUUGGUCGGCUACUCGGCGACUGGCCAAACUCAAGCCAGUCAUAACUCGAAGACUGAUAGAAAUGAAAAAUCAGUUUAGGAAAGGAACCCUCCGCGAUUAGUUGCUACCUCUUUCUGAUCUUUCAGUUUGCUUUGACUUGACUGCUUAUUGCUGUGAUUUUUUU
This is a messenger RNA of Frankliniella occidentalis (western flower thrips), 1361 nucleotides long. RefSeq lists its product as uncharacterized. The record is from RefSeq and is a predicted model, not a curated record. Lineage: Eukaryota; Metazoa; Arthropoda; Insecta; Thysanoptera; Thripidae. The transcript is spliced from 7 exons. Bases 693 to 1298 code for a protein of 201 amino acids.